CUUGGCUUGGUCUCCACCUUUCAGAUUGACAAGUACCUCUACCACAUGCGGCUCUCCGAGGACACCCUCCAGGAGGUGUCCCAGCGUUUCAGGAAGGAGAUGGAGAAGGGGCUGGGAGCAGACACCAACCCCACUGCCUCGGUGAAGAUGCUGCCCACCUUCGUGAGAUCCACCCCGGAUGGGACAGAGGAUGGGGACUUCUUGGCGCUGGACCUCGGUGGCACCAAUUUCCGCGUGCUGAGAGUGAAGGUGUCUGACAACGGCCUGCAGAAGGUCGAAAUGGAGAAUCAGAUCUACGCCAUCCCCGAGGAACUCAUGCGAGGCAGUGGGGUGCAGCUCUUUGACCACAUUGCCGAGUGCUUGGCCAACUUCAUGGAGAAGCUGAAAAUCAAAGACAAGAAACUCCCCCUUGGGUUCACCUUCUCCUUCCCGUGUCACCAGACCAAGCUGGAUGAGAGCAUCCUCGUUACGUGGACGAAGGGUUUCAAAUGCAGCAGCGUGGAGGGGAAGGACGUGGUGUCAAUGCUGCGCAAGUCCAUCAAGAAAAGAGGGGACUUUGACAUUGACAUUGUGGCCGUGGUGAACGACACCGUUGGGACCAUGAUGACCUGCGGCUACGACGAUCAUAACUGUGAAGUUGGCCUCAUCGUUGGUACUGGUACCAACGCCUGUUACAUGGAGGAGAUGAGGCACAUUGACCUGGUGGAAGGGGAUGAAGGUCGGAUGUGCAUCAACAUGGAGUGGGGGGCCUUCGGUGACGAUGGCGUGCUCAACGACAUCCGGACGGAGUUCGACCGUGAGAUAGACAUGGGCUCGCUCAACCCUGGCAAACAGUUGUUUGAGAAGAUGAUCAGCGGGAUGUACAUGGGAGAGCUGGUCCGACUCAUCCUGGUGAAGAUGGCCAAGGAAGGGCUCUUGUUUGGAGGGAGGCUCACACCAGAUCUGCUCACUACUGGCCACUUUGAGACCAGAUACGUCUCUGCUAUUGAGAAGGAGAAAGAAGGGCUGCAGAAAGCCCACGAGAUCCUCAGCGGGCUGGGCCUGGAGCCAUCUCAUGAAGACUGCGUGGCCACCCACCGCAUCUGCCAGAUCGUCUCCACCCGCUCGGCCAGCCUGUGCGGGGCCACCCCGGCAGCUGUGCUGCGACGCAUCAAGGAGAACAAGGGGGUGGACCGGCUGCGGUCCACGGUCGGCGUGGAUGGCUCCGUCUACAAGAAGCAUCCUCACUUUGCCCGGCGCCUCCAUAAGACGGUGCGUAAGCUGCUGCCAGACUGCGAGAUCCGUUUCGUCAGGUCAGAAGAUGGAAGCGGCAAAGGGGCAGCCAUGGUGACAGCGGUGGCCUACAGACUGGCUGCCCAGCACAAGGCACGGCAGAAGAUUUUGGAGGCGCUCAAGCUGAGCCACGAGCAGCUGCUGGAGGUGAAGCAAAGGAUGAGGAUAGAGAUGGAGAAGGGGCUGGGCAAGGAGACGCACGCAGAGGCAACAGUGAAAAUGCUGCCCACCUACGUGUGCUCAACUCCAGAUGGGACAGAAAAAGGAGAUUUCCUCGCCCUGGAUCUGGGAGGUACCAACUUCCGCGUGCUGCUGGUGCGCGUGAGGAAUGGGAUGAGGCGCGGCGUCGAGAUGCACAACAAGAUCUACUCCAUCCCAGUGGAGGUCAUGCAGGGGACGGGAGAGGAGCUCUUUGACCACAUCGUCCACUGCAUCUCCGACUUCCUGGAAUACAUGGGAAUGAAGGGUGUAUCGCUCCCGCUCGGAUUCACAUUCUCCUUCCCUUGCCAGCAGACCAGCCUGGAUGAGGGGAUUCUCCUGAAGUGGACAAAAGGUUUCAAGGCAACCGGCUGCGAAGGAGAAGAUGUGGUGAACCUGCUGAAGGAGGCAAUUCACAGGAGAGCGGAAUUCGACCUGGAUGUGGUUGCGGUAGUAAAUGACACAGUUGGCACCAUGAUGACCUGUGGAUACGAAGAUCCGUAUUGCGACGUUGGGCUGAUAGUCGGCACAGGCAGCAAUGCCUGUUAUAUGGAGGAGAUGAGGAACGUGGAGCUGGUGGAAGGGGAGGAGGGCAGGAUGUGCGUCAAUAUGGAGUGGGGGGCGUUCGGUGACAACGGCUGCUUGGACGACAUACGGACAGAGUUUGACUUGGCGGUGGACGAGCUGUCUCUCAACCCUGGGAAGCAAAGGUUUGAGAAGAUGAUCAGCGGGAUGUACCUGGGGGAGAUCGUGCGAAACAUCCUGAUGGAUUUCACCAAGCGAGGGCUGCUCUUCCGGGGACGGAUCUCAGAGAGGCUGAAGACCAGAGGGAUUUUUGAGACCAAGUUCUUGUCCCAGAUAGAAAGCGACUGCCUGGCCCUGCUGCAAGUCCGCUCCAUCCUCCAGCAUCUUGGCCUGGAGAGCACGUGUGACGACAGUAUCAUCGUGAAGGAGGUGUGCACGGUGGUGGCCCGGCGGGCAGCCCAGCUCUGCGGGGCUGGCAUGGCAGCUGUGGUGGACAAGAUCCGGGAGAACCGCGGGCUGGAUUUCCUCAAGGUCACGGUUGGCGUGGAUGGCACGCUCUACAAGCUGCACCCUCACUUCUCCACCGUCAUGCGCGAAACAGUGAAGCAGUUGUCUCCCAAGUGCGAAGUGACCUUCCUCCAGUCGGAAGACGGCAGCGGCAAGGGUGCAGCACUCAUCACGGCGGUGGCCUGCCGGAUCCGGGAGGCCGGCCAGCGAUAGAAGGAUGGAGGUUUGCCGAAGAGCUUGGUUUCAGCACAACAGGACGUUUCCCCCCCCGGGUCCCUCCCUCCGUACAC
This is a messenger RNA of Egretta garzetta (little egret), 2792 nucleotides long. RefSeq names its product hexokinase-2. Gene Ontology annotation, biological process: glucose 6-phosphate metabolic process; intracellular glucose homeostasis; glycolytic process. The coding region runs from base 46 to 2715 and encodes 889 amino acids. Gene Ontology annotation, cellular component: cytosol; mitochondrion. The record is from RefSeq and is a predicted model, not a curated record. The transcript has 18 exons. Gene Ontology annotation, molecular function: mannokinase activity; D-glucose binding; ATP binding. NCBI's taxonomy places the organism in Eukaryota, Metazoa, Chordata, Aves, Pelecaniformes, Ardeidae.